AUGUCAUCUGAGCCGACAAAUACUUCUGAGAAAUAUCAGAAGAUUUCUCAACUGGAACAUAUCUUGAAAAGACCAGAUACUUAUGUCGGUUCUGUUGAGACUCAAGAUCAGCUGCAGUGGAUAUAUGAUGAGGAGACCGACUGUAUGAUUGAAAAAAAAGUCAUAAUUGUCCCUGGUUUGUUUAAGAUCUUUGAUGAAAUUCUAGUCAAUGCGGCGGACAAUAAAGUUCGUGAUCCAUCGAUGAAACGAAUAGAUGUAAACAUCCUUCCUGAGGAGAACACCAUAGAAGUUAAAAAUGACGGUAAAGGAAUUCCUGUGGAGAUACAUAAUAAGGAGAAUAUCUAUAUUCCUGAGAUGAUUUUUGGUCAUCUGUUGACCUCAUCAAAUUAUGAUGAUGAUGAGAAAAAAGUCACUGGUGGUAGAAAUGGAUAUGGUGCUAAGCUUUGUAACAUAUUUUCUACCGAGUUUAUUUUAGAAACUGCAGAUUUGAAUGUUGGUAAGAAGUAUAUUCAGAAAUGGGAAAACAAUAUGAGUAUUUGCCACCCUCCAAAAAUAACAUCCUACAAGAAGGGUCCGUCAUAUACGAAGGUUACAUUCAAACCAGAUUUAAGUAGAUUUGGGAUGAAAAGUUUAGACAGCGAUAUCUUAGGGGUGAUGCGUAGAAGGGUUUAUGAUAUCAAUGGUUCUGUUCGUGACAUCAAUGCUUAUUUGAAUGGCAAAUCUUUAAAGAUAAGAAAUUUCAGGAAUUAUGUUGGGCUCUACUUGAAAUCGCUUGAAAAAAAAAGGCAACUUGAUAAUGGUCAGGACGUUGCCGCUCAACCACAUAUUCCAACUAUUCUGUACGAAAGGCUAAAUGACAGGUGGGAGGUUGCUUUUGCUGUCUCUGAUAUUUCUUUUCAACAAAUUUCGUUCGUGAAUUCUAUUGCUACUACUAUGGGUGGUACUCAUGUUAAUUAUGUAACAGACCAAAUUGUCAAAAAAAUCUCAGAAAUCUUAAAGAAGAAGAAAAAAAGAAGUGUCAAACCCUUUCAGAUAAAAAAUAAUAUGUUCAUUUUCAUAAAUUGUUUAGUCGAAAAUCCAGCAUUUACUUCACAAACUAAAGAACAGUUGACAACAAGAGUCAAGGAUUUUGGUUCCCGCUGUGAAAUUCCCAUCGAAUACAUCAAUAAAAUUAUGAAGACUGAGUUGGCCACGAGAAUGUUUGAGAUCGCUGACGCAAAUGAGGACAAUGCCUUGAAGAAGUCUGAUGGUACAAGGAAAAGUAGAAUCACUGAUUAUCCCAAACUGGAAGAUGCCAAUAAGGCUGGUUCUAAAGAUGGUUACAAGUGUACUUUGGUGCUAACAGAAGGGGAUUCUGCGCUGUCACUAGCCGUGGCAGGGUUAUCCGUCGUGGGUAGGGAUUAUUAUGGUUGUUAUCCACUGCGUGGUAAAAUGUUGAAUGUUAGAGAAGCUAGUGCCGAUCAGAUUUCAAAGAACGCAGAAAUUCAAGCCAUCAAAAAAAUUAUGGGUUUACAACAUCGCAAGAAGUAUGAAGAUACAAAAUCCUUGAGGUAUGGUCAUCUUAUGAUCAUGACAGAUCAAGAUCAUGAUGGUUCGCAUAUUAAAGGUUUGAUUAUAAAUUUUUUAGAAAGUUCGUUCCCUGGUCUCCUAGAUAUUGAAGGAUUCUUACUUGAUUUCAUUACUCCGAUUAUCAAAGUUUCCAUCACUAAACCAACCAAAAAAACUAUUUCAUUUUACAAUAUGCCGGAUUAUGAAAAAUGGAGAAAUGAGGAAUCUCACAAAUUUACUUGGAAACAAAAGUAUUACAAGGGAUUAGGUACAUCUUUAGCACGGGAAGUGCGCGAGUAUUUUUCAGACUUAGAUAGGCAUUUGAAGAUAUUUCAUUCUUUGCAAGGUAACGAUAAAGAUUAUAUUGAUUUGGCUUUUUCCAAGAAGAAGGCUGAUGAUCGUAAAGAGUGGUUGAGACAGUAUGAGCCUGGUACGGUCUUAGACCCUACCUUGAAAGAGAUUCCGAUUGGUGAUUUCAUUAAUAAGGAGUUGAUUCUUUUCUCCCUAGCCGAUAACAUACGUUCGAUUCCUAAUGUUUUGGAUGGGCUUAAACCAGGUCAAAGAAAAGUUCUUUAUGGUUGUUUCAAAAAAAAUCUCAAGGAAGAGAUUAAAGUUGGUAUAUUGGCAUCAUAUGUGGGAGGAUGUACUGCUUACCACCAUGCUGAAGAAUCAUUGGCACAAACUAUCAUUGGCUUGGCCCAAAAUUUUGUCGGAUCUAACAACAUUAACUUGUUGCUACCUAACGGUGCGUUCGGUACAAGAGCUACUGGUGGUAAGGAUGCCGCUGCUGCGAGAUAUAUCUAUACCAAUUUGAAUAAGUUAACUCGUAAAAUUUUUCACCCUUCUGAUGAUCAAUUAUACACGUAUGCACAGGAGGAUGAGACGACCGUAGAGCCAGAGUGGUAUUUGCCUAUUCUACCUAUGGUUCUUGUUAAUGGUGCAGAAGGUAUUGGUACUGGUUGGAGUACCUAUAUUCCCCCUUUCAAUCCGUUGGAGAUUGUAAAAAAUAUUAGACAUUUAAUGAACGAUGAAGAACAAGAGCAAAUGCGUCCAUGGUUCAAAGGUUGGACCGGUACGGUUGAAGAAAUCGAACGCUUGCGUUACAGGAUGUAUGGCAAAAUUGAACAGGUUGGAACGAACACAUUAGAAAUAACUGAGUUGCCAGCUAGGACGUGGACAUUGACUAUUAAGGAAUACUUACUUUUAGGUUUAAGCGGUAGCGACAAAAUUAAAGCUUGGAUUAAGGAUAUGGAAGAACAACAUGAUGACAACAUCAAAUUUAUAAUCACGUUAUCGCCUGAAGAAAUGGCCAAAACAAGAAAAAUUGGCUUUUAUGAAAGAUUUAAAUUAGUUUCUCCUAUCAGUUUAAUGAAUAUGGUCGCAUUUGAUCCUCAUGGCAAAAUUAAAAGGUACUAUUCAGCAAAUGAGAUUUUGAGCGAAUUUUUCUAUGUAAGAUUAGAGUACUAUCAAAAAAGGAAGGAUCAUAUGAGUGAGAGGCUACAAUGGGAGGUAGAGAAGUACUCAUUUCAAGUUAAAUUCAUCAAGAUGAUCAUCGACAAGGAGUUGGUAGUAACCAAUAAGCUGAAGAAAGCCAUUAUUCAGGAGCUCGAGGAUUUAGGUUUUCCAAGGAUUAAUAAGGAAGGAAAGCCAUAUUAUGGGGCUCCCAAAACUGAAAUGACUGAACAGGUUGACGACGUAAAUAGUGUUGCCUCAGAUGAAGAUAUUGAAGAGAAAUCCCAUGAAGAUGCCGAAAAUAGCACAAAUGGCCCUGAGGAAUUGUACGGUACAUACGAAUAUUUAUUGGGAAUGAAAAUAUGGUCAUUGACCAAGGAAAGGUAUGAAAAAUUGCUCAAGCAGAAACAAGAAAGGGAGAUUGAACUAGAAAACUUAUUGAAACUUUCCGCCAAAGAUAUAUGGAAUGCUGACUUGGAGGCUUUUGAAAGUGGAUAUGAGGAAUUUCUUCAACAAGAUAAAGAAGCCCGUGGUGGCAAUGUUCCAAAUAAAGGAAGCAAAAUCAAAGGUAAAAGAAAAAGGCAGCUAGCUGAUAGCGACUACAACCCAUCGAAAAAGAGUAAGAAAACUACUGCUAAAAAAAUCAAACUGGAAGAUAGUAAUUUUGCGAGAGUAUUAUUGAAGCAGGAACUAGUAACAAAAGGAAAGGGACCCACGAGGAUAAAGAAGGAAAAAUCCUUUCCUGCCUCAAAAGUCAAGACAGAGGGAGAGGAGGAAAGUGCUCCUUCUACAAGUUCGUCUUCAAUCUUUGACAUAAAAAAAGAAGAUGGAGAUGAAAGCGGGUUGAGCAAGAUUUCCAACAAGUUUAAGAGAAUAAGCACCAUUUUUGAUAAGAUGGAGUCCGCUUCCCCUACAUCCAAUGAAAGUACACCAGAAGAAAUCGCCACAGUUAUCACAACAAAGCCUGCUGCUGCCCAAAACGCCCCAGCCAGGAAACCAGCUAAGAAACCCCAAAAAAUCGUGGAGCUAUCUGGUGAAAGCGACCUAGAAGUUCUAGAUAUAUACACCAACGAGGAAGAUGGCGAUGAAGAAGACGAUGCCGUACCGCAACGUCCAAGAAGGCAGAGGUCAGCAAGAGCUGCAUCUGUCCCUAAAAAAUCUUACGCAGAAACUUUAGAAUUGUCCGAUAAUAGUUUCAUCGAAGAUGAUGACGAGCAAGAACAAGACUCGGACGCAUCCUUUAAUGAAGAAGACUGA
Messenger RNA from Saccharomyces kudriavzevii IFO 1802, 4257 nucleotides. It is a transcript of the gene TOP2, whose product is annotated as DNA topoisomerase 2. The transcript has a single exon. Gene Ontology annotation, molecular function: DNA topoisomerase type II (double strand cut, ATP-hydrolyzing) activity; ATP binding; DNA binding. The coding region runs from base 1 to 4257 and encodes 1418 amino acids. NCBI's taxonomy places the organism in Eukaryota, Fungi, Ascomycota, Saccharomycetes, Saccharomycetales, Saccharomycetaceae. The record is from RefSeq and is a predicted model, not a curated record. Gene Ontology annotation, biological process: DNA topological change; resolution of meiotic recombination intermediates; sister chromatid segregation. Gene Ontology annotation, cellular component: nucleus.